GCCCAAGAUGGCGGGAGGCUCGGGUUGGUAGGAAGCGCGAGUGGAAGCGCAGCCGAGCGGGGAGCGCGGGUGGUUGGUCGGUCACCUGCCGGGACGCUUCCUUCCCGAUCAUGAGUAACAUCUACAUCCAGGAGCCCCCUACCAAUGGCAAGGUUUUGUUGAGAACAACAGCAGGGGAUAUAGAUAUAGAAUUAUGGUCAAAAGAAGCACCAAAAGCAUGUCGAAACUUCAUCCAGCUUUGUAUGGAAGAGUAUUACAAUAACACAAUAUUUCACAGAGUAGUGCCUGGCUUUAUAGUGCAGGGAGGUGAUCCCACUGGUACUGGAUCUGGUGGAGAUUCAAUCUAUGGAGCUCCCUUCAAGGACGAGUUCCACUCACGAUUGCGAUUUAAUCGAAGAGGACUUGUUGCUAUGGCAAAUGCUGGGCCGCAUGAUAAUGGGAGUCAGUUUUUCUUUACGUUGGGUCGUGCAGAUGAACUUAAUAACAAGCAUACAAUCUUUGGAAAGGUUACAGGGGAUACAAUAUAUAACAUGUUGCGUCUGGCUGAAGUAGAAGUUGACAAGGAAGAGAGACCUCUCAGUCCACACAAAAUAAAUAGCAGUGAGGUUUUGUUUAAUCCUUUUGAUGACAUUGUUCCAAGACUGAAUAGAAAGCUGAAGAAGGACAAACCAGAAGAAGAAAUUAAAAAGUCCAAAGUAAAAGGCACAAAAAAUUUUAACCUGCUUUCCUUUGGGGAAGAAGCUGAAGAAGAAGAGGAGGAAGUCAGUAGAGUUAGUCAGAGCAUGAAGGGAAAAAGUAAAAGUAGUCAUGAUCUACUGAAGGAUGAUCCACAUCUAAGCUCAGUUCCUGCUGUCAAAAGUGAAGCAGCAAGUGAAGAAAGGGAUUUAAGUGAGGAAGAAGAAGAACGCGAUGAAGAUGCUGAUAGUGUAGAAGGUGAAGCUGCUAGCAAUGAGAGGUUUCACAUAAAAGAACGCAUUGCCAAGAAGUUGAAAAUUGAUAUAAGUGAAAAUGCUAAACAGCAACUUCAAGAUGAAGAAACUAAGACAGAAAAGAAAACAACUAGUCGCAGUGAGGAGCUACGGAAAGAAGUACGACAGCUGAAACGUGAACUGCUGGAAGCAAAACAGAAAAAAGAUGAAAGAGCUUUAAAACCCAAAGAAAAGGAAGAGGAGGAACCUGCUCCAAACAGUGUUAUUGAAGAAUACCUUCAGGAGAAGAGAAAAUAUGAAGACAAGCGGAAGCAGCAGCCAAAGAAAGGGGUGUCUCGUGAAGAUCAGACACUGGCACUGUUGGACCAGUUUAAAUCAAAGUUAACCCAGGCAAUUGAAGAAACUCCUGAAAAUGAGGUUUCUGAACCUGAAGUAGAUAAUGACGAAGGAUGGAUGUCACAUGUACUUCAGUUUGAAGAUAGAAGCAGAAAGGUGAAAGAUGCAAGCAUGCAGGAUGAAGACACUUUUGAGAUCUAUGAUCCCCGGAAUCCUGUAACUAAGAGGAGAAGAGAAGAAAGCAAGAAGAUAAUGAGAGAAAAAAAAGGAAAGGAGAUAAAAAGAAUGUAAAGCUGCCUUGAAAGUGACUUCAAUAAAGCACUGGCUCUUUUGUUAGCUGUAGUUCCUAAAAAUAUCACUGGACAAGUGUGAAAAGGAAUCUCUCAAGAACCUGUCAUGCAGUUUUGAAGCAGAGCUAUCAUUUGUUUCUUAAGUUGUGCAGUCAAGUACAUUCAUUAUCCAACCUCUCUAAAGGUUUUUAGAAUUAUAUAUUUAGUAAAAGAGCUGACCUGAAUUUUGUCUGUGCUUCAAUUACAAUGUCACCAUCAUGGUUUAAUCAACAUAUGGUAAUCAAACCAUGGUAAUAUGGUAACAUAUGGUAAUCAAAAAUCAACAUAAUGAAUGAGAAUGUGUACAAUAAGGAUGAAAUUAGAAGGUAGAAACCCCAUUUUCAGCCUUUUUUUUUCUGAAAGUAUAAUUUUAUUAUUUUUAAAAAAGGCAUAUAAACAUUACAGCAGUAAACACUGCGUGCCUGAACCCCUCUGUCACAGUUAAGCGUGAUGCAGUGACAGAACUCCUUAGAAUGGUUCCAGCUUUCUUAAACUAAGUUUAAUUUGAGAAUUUUGUUGUUUUCUCUUUCUUUUGAAAUUAAUAUUCCAAUACAGAUCCCAGCCUGGGAAGCUGCAAUAAUAUACAAUUUGAAGAGUGUUAUUUCACUAGCUGUACCACAUGAACAAAAAGAGAAUGCGAAUGUACUGUAUUGGUUGCUUAACCUGUUGCAAUACCAGAAACAUCCCUUUGGUAGAAUUCUCGCUGUAAAGUAGCUGGUAAUGAAGAUUGGUUUGUUAAUCAGUACAGAAACAAAAACAAUAUGAUCAAUCUUAUUAAAAAGGGUUGUAACCCUGUUUUUAACAAUUAUUCUACCAUCUAAAAAUGAACAGCUCAAGUUUUCAGUUUAUAGAGUUUCCACAGAAUUUCCCCCCUGGGUGACAAUAUUUUUACAGAAAAAUGGGAGUUUUCAAUGCUCCUUCCUUACAGCAUUUCUGAUUAUGCAGAAGCAUGGACUACCCAUGUGGGCAAUAGCUAAAGAAGAAUGAGCAGAAGUGAGCAAGGUCAUUAAAAAGUGCAACUAGAGGAGUGUUUUGCUGAUGUUUUUAGAACAAGUUCGGUAAGGUAUGGUGUCCUUAUCAAGCUGCCACUGCCAAAUUUCUUGAUAGGGUCUGAGGUGUGAGAUACAUAAACCUGCAUUGGUGGGUUAAUAUGGCCCAGAUGUCAGAGGUUAGAUUAAUACAGGCUAUUGCUUUAAUGUGUGGUGCAACCUUUGAGAUAAGAAGAAAACUUGGGAGGUGUGAUGUGAGAUCCCAAAUAAAGCUGUCAUUAUCCUCCUCUUAGGCCAAGUGAAUUAUACUGUACCACGGUGUAAAGAAGUUAAGAGGGGUUACAUUCCUAAACACAGCAAUUCACAAACUAGUGAGUCAAAGGUGUUUAAUCAUUAAGUCAUUUUCGGGUGGGCUGUUCUUGGCAAAAUCAAGAACAUCUAAUGUUACAUGCUGUUAUCUCUAUUCAUUGUUUUGUGUAGAAAAUUUUAAAACAGUCAUUACAGGAAAUGAGAAUAUUCUGAUGUGGAUGGGAGAGAGAAUGAGUGUGUGUGUGUGUGUGUGUGUGUGCGUGUUGGCAGAGGAGGUCAGCAUGGGGAAGGUGAGGACUAGGGCUAGACAGAAACUUCAGCAUCAAUUCCAGGAGACAGCUACUGCCCCUUUAAUAGAAAAAUGUUCUAUUACAUACUUUUCCUGUAAGUAGGAUGCAUAAAUCAAUGAAUGGGCAAGUUGACUAACACCCCUUUUAGCUGAAUCUUUUCGCUGACAACCUUCAGGAGCUGAGCUCUGUGUGUGCUGUAUUAGAUGAUUCCAAUUUUUAAGCACUUAGACAAGGACAGGGAGAAAAGCUUUACUCGGGUAUUAAGGCUCUGCUCAUCAGAAAGAGGUCUGAAAUGCUGGAUCUUGCAUACAUACAGGACUGAUAAUGUCACAAGAACAAGCGUGUAGCUGUGCUGACAUUGUCUUGGUAAGUGAAGUGUGUAUUAAAAAUCAGUAAACAUUUUUCCAGAGACAAUAUAUCUUGUGUAAUUAAUGCUGCAGUUGAAACCAAAUGUAUUGGCUCUUUUAGCUAAUUCUAAGUGCUACACUGUUGCUUUGUGCUAGGACAGCACAAGUGCUGGCCCCAGUAGGAUGAUGCUUACCCCAAGCAGCCAUUUUUUCCUAUGUCUAAUGAAUGUCACUUGAGGUGUCAUGGCCAUUUACUGCAUUAAACCCAGCUUCCUAAGAGUAACAUGGCAUGUGCUUUGCACUAUGGCUGUCUAUUGGGAUAUGAAAGAGGAAGUGAGGUUUGGUUUCAGUUUGGGGGUUUUUUAAAUUAAAGUUGGGACCAACUUCCCUCUAGUUUACAUUUUGCUUUGUACCAAACCCAUAGAUAAGGGUAAGGAUAUCUGGAUUAAAUUAAUUCAAUUUUAUUAUGAUUGUGAAUGGAAAAUCCAAUUUACCUUGAUGAGGACAGCUGGAAGUGCCAGGCCCUGGAUGCUUUAUGAAGAUACUUGGAUUACUUGUGUCUAAAAUCAGGCCUGUAUACCACAGGGGAUUGGUGCCAUGAGGGAGCAUCAAUAAGAAAUGCUACAAAUAAAUGAAUUCAAGCAUUUUUUUGUUAUCAAUUCUAAUUCUGUGUGAUAAAAAUAUUUUAUAAUACUUGCUUCCUAGAAACACAGAGUCUCUAGAGAGUUUUUAGUAAUUACAAGUGAUAUUGUUCUUCAGGGUUAAUCAGCUUUGCAUAGUAUUUCACAGCAUUCUUUGAAUAAGCUUCUCUCAACAUUCUUGGUUCACCUGUUUUAAUGCCAAUAAAUAUUUCUUCAAGAAAAGAAAAGGAUCUGCCUUUAU
Athene cunicularia (burrowing owl) is the source of this 4411-nucleotide messenger RNA. It is a transcript of the gene CWC27, whose product is annotated as CWC27 spliceosome associated protein homolog. The transcript has 14 exons. The coding region runs from base 111 to 1556 and encodes 481 amino acids. Gene Ontology annotation, cellular component: catalytic step 2 spliceosome. Gene Ontology annotation, molecular function: peptidyl-prolyl cis-trans isomerase activity. Gene Ontology annotation, biological process: protein peptidyl-prolyl isomerization; protein folding. The record is from RefSeq and is a predicted model, not a curated record. Lineage: Eukaryota; Metazoa; Chordata; Aves; Strigiformes; Strigidae.